AUGUCCUGUUUGAGCGGCGGUAUCUUCGACAUGAAGAAGCUUGUGUCGCAUGUUUUUCCUCUGGAAAAGGCGCAGGAUGCAUUAUAUGUCUCUGCUGACGCAAGCAAUGGGAGUAUCAAGGUUGUGGUAGUGGACGAGGAAAAGGCCUGCGAGUUGGUCUCUGAUCGCAUGCAAUUCACUGAACUUGGUGCGAUGAACGGCUGCACGGGUGAGGCCUUCUACCGGCGCUGGAUACAGUUCUGGGACGAGGGGAGUACCGGUAUCAUGCCGAAAGCAGCGAAGCGAUCUGCCUGCGACCAGUGUAGAGCAAAGCGAGUCCGAUGCCUACGCCCCGAAGGCAGCACGGAGCCAUGUGCGCGAUGCGCCACAUCAAGAGCGUCGUGCGUCACCGGUGCCCCUGGCUAUCCAGGUCGCCCGCGAAAAGGAACCCCGCGAGAUAAAGACGAGCUCGCGUUAUGUAAUAAUACGCCAGCGGUGGAUGGGGCCAUGUUGAUAAAUACACCCGCCAGCUGGGUCGGACCCGAGACGGCAUUGAACUUGCUUGAAGAUUUCGGCGCAGCUGUUCAUCAACAUCAACCAAAGGGUGUAUUGUUCCAGGAACACUCAUAUCCAGAUCCAGAUCCCCCGUCAGAAUCAGGGCGUGCUGCAGAUUUGUUCAACUUUCCUAUGAGCGUGGAAGGCCUAGCCACACUGCAGCAGCCGGCCACCACAUUACAAGAACUACCGAGACCUGACGGCCUGGACAUUUAUAGCGGUCAGGAUUUCGAUGACAUGCUCGAUGUUGGCUUCCUCAGUCCGUCUGGGUGUCAGUUAAUGAGUCCUGUCCCUGCUCAACGGCCGAGUACAGCUACCUCGCUGAUCCAACUGCGAGAGAAGAUCGAACGCCACGUCUCAGUCAUGGGCGGGUUUCUCUCAGAUCCUCGCAACAUCGUAGAAAACUGCCCAGAGGGCACCAUGGGCAUGAUGUCUGAAAAUCCACUCGCCAUGGCAAUAAUGUGUGCGGAAGAGUUCGUCGAUAUUAUCCAGAACCUAGCACAGUCGGCCAUCACCACCGAAACAACCCUGCUAGUCCUUUCGAGCUAUCUCCAGCUAAUCAGACUCUACGACUCUCUAUUCCAUGCCGUCUACCAGUGCCUGUCUCAGAUACCGCCCGAAACCAUCAAGUCAAUCAAAGUCAAAGCGGUGUUCCGCGUCGUGGGCAUCUCAUCGCUCCAAGACGUGCCAGGGAAGGUAUAUGCCAAGGGAGUAGUUGAUGUCAUCCAAAGUCACAUUCAAACUGUAGAGCGCUGCAUCGGUCUCCCAGCGGUAUACUGUCUCUCAGGCGAGGGAGAUGCAUCGCCGAAAGGGAUAUUCGCUGAUGUAGACCGGGAACGGUUGCUUCAUAUUGCUAUGGCACAGGAGGACGUCAGGUCGCCGAGGGGGAACAAGUCGUACGUGGAUUCGAUCAGGGAAAACAUCAGAAAUACAGUCGCAUUGUUUUGA
This is a messenger RNA of Aspergillus puulaauensis, 1482 nucleotides long. RefSeq lists its product as uncharacterized. Lineage: Eukaryota; Fungi; Ascomycota; Eurotiomycetes; Eurotiales; Aspergillaceae. Gene Ontology annotation, molecular function: DNA-binding transcription factor activity, RNA polymerase II-specific; zinc ion binding. The record is from RefSeq and is a predicted model, not a curated record. The coding region runs from base 1 to 1482 and encodes 493 amino acids. Gene Ontology annotation, biological process: regulation of DNA-templated transcription. The transcript has 3 exons.